Lotus japonicus is the source of this 2984-nucleotide messenger RNA. RefSeq lists its product as uncharacterized. NCBI's taxonomy places the organism in Eukaryota, Viridiplantae, Streptophyta, Magnoliopsida, Fabales, Fabaceae. Bases 517 to 2673 code for a protein of 718 amino acids. Gene Ontology annotation, cellular component: mitochondrial inner membrane. Gene Ontology annotation, biological process: intracellular monoatomic cation homeostasis. The transcript is spliced from 15 exons. The record is from RefSeq and is a predicted model, not a curated record.
UCUACCGUCAACAGCAGCAGUGACUAAUCCAUUCGCCAAGGGUUCUUGCACUAAGCAAAACUACUAUGUACAGAACAUGUCUCAGAUAGUCAGAUUCAAUAUAACCAAAGAGGACUGUGAUCUAACUUCUCAGCAAAGGCUCAAAGUGUCAUGAAGAGUAGUGGUUAACCCCACUGGUGUUGGAGUUGACUUCGUGAGAAGAAGCAAAAUUGCGUUCAAGUUUUGAUUUUAUUCAUCUUCAUGCAAUACAAGCUCUCUCUCUCUCUCUCAUGUUUGGAGCAUGUGCUAUGUGAUUACAAAGUUACAAAAGGCUUAGCAAGCAAAACGGCUAGUAGGAGCUAAAUCCUAAGGAACCAUUAUAUUUGUGAUUAAGUAGCUGAAUUAUUUAUUAAUUAGUAUUAGUAUAUGUAUAUAUCUUUGCCUAUGCCUCGAUGAAACCGCUCAAAGUCUAUUAUUUAUGUGUUCCAAGAUGGCUAGUGUUUUUUCCUUUCCUCUUCUGUUACAUUUUCUCCUUUCAUGGCUUCCCAUUUGAAUCUGCAACACCAACUCCUCAACAAUUUCAGAUCCUUGGGGUUAGAUCUAAGAAAAAAGACAAAGGCCUAUGCCUUUCCACAAGCCAAUUCGAACACAAUAGAGGAAAGAAACAGAAGCUCUUUGAUUGGGCGUCUGUUAGUUGGAUCUUUGUCUAGAUAUUACACAUCUUUAAGGAAAUGCUCAUCAUUGGGAGCAUCAACUAAUCUUCAUUUUUCCUGUACUGAUCAAAAUGAAGAAGAAGAGAUUACUAAUGUUACAUCAAGUAGUCAGGGAAUGGAGUUUAAUAGGGUGGAUUGUGUUGUGUGGGUACUGCAUGAAUCUGCUAGGAGUUUCUCCCAAGCAGCUGAGUCAAUCGGACUAGCAAGGAGCGGUCGAGGGCUUGCAAUGGCUUGGAUAGGGAAGGAUGUGCGUGUGUGGCAUAGACGUAUUGCUUAUCAGGUUGCAGUUUAUGCUUUAUUGAAAACAGCAAUUGAAUUGGAGAUAUUGCUUUCACAAGAACGACAGAAUGAAUCUUCCCCUGUUAGAAAUAUUUUGACACCAUUAAUUAAUCAGAUGGGAGAACGCAUCGAAAGUCAACUGAAAAUGAAGCAUCCAUAUUUGGUGCAGUGGUUUAGAGACACCAAAAUGCCACGAAUGACAGGAUAUUUUAUUCCACUUCUAAAACAGUGGUCCAUGGAAUAUGCUGGAAGCGGUAUUGCAGGAAUUAUUGUAGCAAUAACGUGCUGUAGUGCAGUGGUCAAAUUGGGCUCGAGUCGCAUCUGCUGCUCCAAACUUGUAUCGUCUCUUGAAGACGUUUUGGUCAAGCUUAUGGAUUUUUCACUUAAUCUUGCAACUUUGGACAAGUUACACCAGCUUGCAACUGGGGCGGGAUUUGAACUGAAUUUCUUGUCCCAUUUUGGUGGGAAGGUUCUUCCCAGUGAAAAAACUGAGGACCUAGAGUUUUGGAUUGGUUUGGCUCAUAUGAAACUUUUCAAAGCUUUCUCCAAAAAGAGCAUCACUUUAAGCAAACAAAAUUUUCUGCACAAGAUUCAUUCAGAAAGUUUGGCUACAUUGGGACUCUUUGCAUAUCUUGGAAGAAGGACUAGAAUUUUUUUGUCUGCUAUGGGCAUUAAGGAUCUUGAUGAAAUGGUUAAGGACUUCCUCAGUUACUUGGAAUGUGGCAUACUUUUCAUCUAUCCAGAAUUUUCCUCCAUCCCAGUGUAUCAGCUUUUCAUGGAGGUAGUAAUUGAUGAGAUUGGGUGGCUUGAUUUUUAUGCUUCAUAUGCUCAAAUAAACUGUAAGGAGAAAGGGCCAAAAUAUCAUGCUUGCCACGCAGAGAAGGAGAUUAUUUCUUCUGUAGUUUUUACUGUGUGCUAUGAUGUUUUCUCUGGGUUUGCGCACUUUGAUCGCUCAACUCAACAAUCAUUGGACAUAGCUUCACUUUCAUACUUGCUUCGCUGUCAGGGAUUGCUAAGUAUUUGUCUGCAAGAUCACUGGGCUGCUUACGAAAAAUCAGGUCAAUCACUAAAUAUUGUGGAUCAUCCUGCAUUUGACAACCAAACAUCAUAUAUGGGAAGUAUAAAUGGACCCAAGUUACCUUUGGUGUUUGAAGUGCAGCAGAAGUCACAUGAUUUAACUGUAGAGGGAUGUCCAAAGAGUAAUUCUCAAAACAAUUAUACAUUAAAAAAGGUUCCAAUAUCAGCAACUACAAACAAGAGAACACAUGGGAAAGGUUCCUGCACUGAUAAGUCAAAUCCAACGCGUGAAAAUUUUAUCAAGAGAUACAGCAUCAAAUUUGCAUCCACAACUGCAAACUUCUGGAUGGGUACUAUGUUGCUCUUCACAGACAUCAUGGUUGCUGUAGAGCUACUUGUGAAGCAAGCACAUGGAUUCAAGGCUUCAAGGAGUCAAAGAAAGAGGCUAGGAAGGACCAUGACUGACAUAAUUGUGCUGAUUCCAGUGACAAUUUUGAUGCUACUUCCACUAACAGCCGUGGUCCAUGCAGCCAUACUAGCAGCUAUCAAGAAGUACAUGCCAUUCUUGAUCCCUUCCUCUUAUUCCUCAGAGCGCUUGGAUGUUGUAAGGCAAAUAAAGUUAACAAGAGAGAUGGAUGAUCAGUCAUGGGGAGACCUCGGAGAUCAAUUAAGAACCGUCUCUUGAGUAUGAUUGAGUUUCAAUUUGCUCCCAGAGCAUUCAUAUCCUAGUGGGGCUAGAAAAAGCUCCACAACACCCGAAAUUUUUUGGUAUCAGAGUAGUGUAUGUGAAUUCACCUUGGACUAAAACUAAGAAACUUAAUGAUAUGGUUGGACUCAUUAAAAAUUGGGAUAUAAGAUAUCUCAGGUCUUGAGACUUCACAGAAGUUUUAUUCAUUGCCCCUAAAACCCCAAUCAUCGUUUCGAUGAUUCAUCUGUGUAUAGACACAGCAUGAUCAUUUUAACAUAACAUGCAUACGUCUCGUGAAUGCUUGAUAA